Molecule: messenger RNA, 972 nt
Organism: Corticium candelabrum
Lineage: Eukaryota; Metazoa; Porifera; Homoscleromorpha; Homosclerophorida; Plakinidae
Product: palmitoyltransferase ZDHHC3-A-like
Exons: 7
Coding region: 13-834 (273 amino acids)
Molecular function (GO): palmitoyltransferase activity
Source: RefSeq, a predicted model, not a curated record
UUACAUACACCCAUGGCGUUCGUUGGUGGUCAAGACGGUCUCUGGUUUGUUUGGGAUCCUUGCGGAGUUAUUUGCGCAUUUAUUACUUACGGCCUGAUUGUUUUUGCCGACUUUGUCUUACUCGUCACCGUCGUCCUACCUGAACCCAACGCUCUGAUCGUCCUUAUCUAUCUUAUAUUCAAUGGAUUAUCGCUUCUGGCUGCAGCCUCUCAUCUAAAAGCUAUGGUCACUGAACCGGGAGUUAUUCCUAGAGAGACUAUUUCAGAGGAUGUGGUUAAAGUUCGACAAGCACAGGGUGAUGCUGUACGUCAUUGUAGAAAAUGUCGGAGCAUUAAACCUCAGAGAGCUCACCACUGCAGUAUCUGUCGACGUUGUGUGAGAAAGAUGGAUCACCACUGUCCUUGGGUCAACAACUGUGUUGGCGAAAACAACCAGAAAUACUUUGUCUUAUUUACUAUGUACAUUUGUGCGAUAUCCCUCAUUGCUCUUGUUCUUACUGUGAGAACGAUAAUCAACUGUCUUGCUCAGAGAUUUGAAGGCUGUGGUGUCAUGUCUCAUACAACAACGUUUGUCUUUCUUAUAAUUGUGACCUUUGAAGCCGUCAUCUUUUUCUUGUUCACUUUUAUUAUGUGUCUCACUCAAGUGUGCUCAAUUGUAUCGGACGAAACGUAUAUCGAACAGUUGAAGAAAGAUGAUCGUGACAAGAACCAGAACUUCAUCGAGAACUUUGAGUCUGUGUUCGGUGGCCGGAUGUCACUGCAGUGGUUGUCUCCAUUCAGUCCGUCUGUCAGCUCGCUUCGGAAACGAGAGCCAAGACUAAUGCAUGAUGUAUAGCACAGAGCACGAACGGAUGUUGCAUACGAUUGUCGCUAUGAAUUAAACUAGGAUUUCUUAGCAAUGAGUUUAAUAGAUUAGAAUGUCUUCUAUACUGUGUAUUAUUGUAAUAAUAAUCAUGCUACAGUUUGCUUCUGA